Heterostelium album PN500 is the source of this 1290-nucleotide messenger RNA. RefSeq lists its product as uncharacterized. The coding region runs from base 1 to 1290 and encodes 429 amino acids. Lineage: Eukaryota; Evosea; Eumycetozoa; Acytosteliales; Acytosteliaceae. The record is from RefSeq and is a predicted model, not a curated record. Gene Ontology annotation, cellular component: condensin complex; condensed chromosome. The transcript has 5 exons. Gene Ontology annotation, biological process: mitotic chromosome condensation.
AUGGGUGUAGCAACAAAAUCGAAAUCUAAAAAAAAAGUUAUUAGUGUUGGUGAAAGUAAUGAUAGAAAUACAAUUAAAGAUGAUAUUAGAAAAAGAAUAUUUUCGAUAUUCAACGAUUGCCAAAAUACGAUGACAGUGCACAGACGAGCAGUCGGUAUGAUGACUACUUUGUUGCAUCGUUGUGACGUCAGUGGCCAAUCCGAUCAAUUCAACUCUACUGUAUUGUCGGUAGUCGACAGGGUAUUGGUUCAUUACAACAAGGAUUUGCCAGUGGAGAGAAUCUGUAGAUUCAUCAGUCAGUGGAUUGCUGCAAUCUCUGUAAGAAAUUUAAAUGGCAACAAUGAGCAACAGGAGGUGGAGGAAGAUGAUGAGAGAGAGCAAGAUAGCAGCCAAACCAAUGGAAAUAGUAGUAAAUCAAAGGAUUCUAUUUCACCGGAAAUGAUUCAGUGCCAGGAGAAUUUCAUUGUGACACUGCUCAAGUUCUUGGUUGGAAGAUCGUCGUCACAUGAAAAGUCCGUUCGUUUCAGGUCGACUUUGCUAAUUGCCGAUACGCUCAAUGCACUCUGUGAAGACUACGAGUUUGAUAACCAGCUAUGGGCACAGCUUACCAACUCGAUCAUGAUGAAAUCAUUCGAUCGUCUAGGAGGAAUACGUCGUCAGUCCAUCCAUUGUCUGGCGCGACUUCAAGAUCAUUCCGAUCCAGAUGACCAAGUUACCAACAGAUUAAUUGAAAUGAUAUAUCAUGAUCCCAUACCUGAAAUAAGACAGACUGCAGUAACACAUUUAGUGAUUACAAAAAGAACAUUGAAAAUAAUAUUAGAGAGGACAUUGGAUCAGAAUGUACAGGUUAGAAAAGAAGCAUUCAACAGUAUAGCUACAAAGAUCGAUAUGAAGGUGAUUCCAUUGACUUUAAGAAUGGGACUGUUAAAGAAUGGACUUCAAGAGUCAGAUCCAACCGUCAAAGAGAUUUGUUCAUCAAUGUUGAUAAAUCAUUGGUUAAAAUCAUUGGAUGAUAAUUUAUUUAAAUUAUUACAUUAUUUUAAAGUUGAAAUGUUUGAAAAAGAAACGGAAUUAGCAUUACUCAAUAUUUUCCAACAUGGAAUGUUUUUGGAUCACUAUCAUCAGUUUGAGUGGCAAGCGAUGAACAAUAACCAUGCUAUCUAUCUGCAUGUACUUUCUCCUUCAUUUGUUGAGCCAUCUUCUGCAGAGUGUAAAUCGUCUACCACAAGGAGUAUUGAGCAACCGAGUAGAUCAACUAACGGAGAAGCUAACAGAUGGCAAUACAGAUGA